AUGUGCGAAGAGAUUCUAUAUGCCAAAAUUAUUGCUAUUAUCGGUGCCAAUUUGGAUACAGCUCUUACUAACCAUGCUUCGCAGACAUGUGAUAAAUGCGGAUACGAUUAUGACGAUACAAAUCAUAGGAUUUUUGAUUGCAGUGAAUAUGUAUCACAACGCGAGGACUUACGGGUGGCCGUUAUCAAUGCGAAUCUCAAUUGGCCCCCACCUCUCACUAGUGAUUGUUUUGAAUCCGUUGGAAAGACCAAAUGUACAGCGAGUGAAUAUAGUGCCAUGGAAAAGCAACUGGGUGAUAUGAAAAAGGUGUAUAUGGAUGAUAAAUGCAAACAAUAUCCCUAUAAAUCUGCAAUUACUAAAUGCGAUAAAUAA
Molecule: messenger RNA, 372 nt
Organism: Oppiella nova
Lineage: Eukaryota; Metazoa; Arthropoda; Arachnida; Sarcoptiformes; Oppiidae
Source: the annotation of a GenBank genome assembly